CUCCCAGAUUGGUACAUCCCACGUCUGUCACAGACGACUACGGGUGCUUGGAAGGCCCUGUCCCCUCCGUCCCCUCGGCGAGCGCGUUCCCUCCCUUUUCCCUCAGCUGGUCUCGUCAGCGCUGCCAGCGUGGAGCCGGCUGGCCGGCCGAGAAGCCGGAAGUGCCCGGAGGGGAGGAGUCGCACCCAAGAACUCGCCUGGCCAUGGAGAGCUCCCUGGAGAAGAUGGUUGACCCUACCUUAGCAGAAAUGGGAAAGAAUCUUAAUGAGGCCAUGAAGAUGCUAGAAGAUAAUCAAAGAAAAAUGGAGGAAGAAAAUGAAAAGAAGUAUGUAAGGAACGAUAUUCCUGGACCACUCCAGGGGAGUGGGCAAGAUAUGGUGAGCGUUCUCCAAUUAGUACAGAACCUCAUGCAUGGAGAGGAGGAAGAUGAGUCAUCACAGUCUUACCGACUUCAGAAUGUUGGAGAACAGGGUCACAUGGCUUUGCUGGGACAUAGUCUAGCAGCUUAUAUUUCAGUGCUGAACAGGGAACGGCUGAGAAAUCUUACAACUAGAAUCCUUUCGGACACCACUCUCUGGCUUUGCAGACUUUUCAGGUACGAAAAUGGGUCAGCUUAUUACCAUGAAGAUGAUCGUGAAGGUCUCUUAAAAGUCUGUAGGCUUGUUAUUCACUCUUGCUAUGAAGACUACACAGUAGAAGGAUUCAAUGUGUUAUAUAAUAAGCAGCCUGUUAUAUACAUUAGUUCUGCAGCCAGAACAGGCUUGGGCCAAACUCUCUGCAAUCAGCUUGGGUUGCCCCUUUCAUGCAUGUGCCGCGUGCCUUGUAACACCAUGUUUGGAUCCCAACAUCAGAUGGAUGUUGCUUUAUUGGAUAGACUAAUUAAAGAUGAUAUUAACUCUGGAAAGCUGCCACUAUUACUAGUGGCGAAUGCUGGUACACCAGGAGCAGGUCAUACAGACAAGCUUGGGCGACUGAAAGAACUUUGUGAGCAGUAUAACAUGUGGCUACAUGUAGAAGGAGUGAAUUUGGCAACUUUGGCUUUAGGUUAUGUCUCCUCUUCAGUGCUGGCUGCAACAAAAUGUGACAGCAUGACUCUUACUCUGGGUUCCUGGUUGGGUCUCCCAGCAGUACCUGCAGUGACACUCUACAGACAUGAGGAUCCUUCUUUGUCCUUAGCUGCAGGCCUGACAUCAAGUCAGCCAGUAGAGAAACUCCGUGCCCUGCCCCUGUGGCUAUCCUUGCAGUACCUGGGACACGAUGGGAUUGUACAGAGAAUAAAGCAUGCAUCUCAGCUGAGUCAGAGAUUGCUGGAAAACUUGAAGAACCUGGAUUUCAUUAAAACUUCGGUUGAAGAUGAACUUAGCUCUCCUGUAGUGGUAUUCAAGUUUUCCCCAGAACUUCAAAAUAUAGAUCAGAUGCUACAUGCUGGACCAGCAUCUAUAAUUCAACCCCCUAUAACCAGCAAUGAGAGACACAUUUGUGACACCUUCAAUCAGUGGCUAGGUGAACAGUUGGCACAGUUAGUGCCUGCCAGUGGAGUUGAUGUGGUAGAACUAGAAGAUGAAGGCACAUGUGUACGUUUUAGCCCAUUAAUGACUUCUGCAGUUUUAGGAACUGAAGUACAAGAUGUAGAUCAGUUGGUGGACUGCUUGAAAAUGAAGAUACCAAUACUGACAUGCACACUGCAGCUAAGAGAAGAAUUUGAGCAAGAAGUGAAAAGAACAGUAGGCUUGUCAUAUAUUGAAGACCUCAGCUGGCCAGGACUAGGUGUUGUAAGGUAUGAGUAUAACAGUGAUAGGAAGAAUGAUGACAAACAAGAGAAAGAAGCGGAGAAAAUUAACACUGGACUUUUGAAAAAAUUAAAUGAACUGGAAUCGGAUCUCACUUUUUCUUUGGGCCCAGAAUUUGGCGGGGAGAAGAACUGUGUGUAUAUCGGCAUGGUAACUGAAGAUCUGGAUGUGUCUGAGCUGGUAGAAACUAUUGCGGCAACAGGCAGAGAAAUUGAAGAAAAUUCUAGACUGCUGGAAAACAUGACUGAAGUCGUUAGAAAGGGGAUACAGGAAGCGCAGGUUCAGCUUCAGAAAGCAAAUGAAGAAAGACUUCUUGAAGAGGGCCUGCUACGACAGAUUCCAGUAGUUGGCUCUGUGCUGAACUGGUUUUCUCCAUUUCAAGCAUCACCAAAGGGAAGAACAUUUAACUUAACAGCAGGCUCUCUAGAGUCCACAGAACCCACAUAUGUAUCAAAAGCGCAGGGGACUGGGACCACCCCACCCCCCACUCCGACUCCCAGUCGCAUUAAACAAAGACUUCCUGGUCAAAAGCUUUUUAAAAGAUCUUUAAGAAGCUCUGAUGGAUUUAGUGAGACCAGUUCAGUUAGUCACACUGAUGACUUGGAAAAGAUGGAGCAACGAUCCCAUUCUGUGUCUACUGUACAAGAGCAAGGGACUGUGGAGACAGAGAAAGCAGAGCAGCAGAAUGAGAUAGCACAGGUAACAAAUGACAAAACUGAAGACCUGCAAAGUGACAAAUCACAACAAUCAGGAAAUGACUGCACUAAAGUAGAGGAACAAGAAAGUCUAAGAUAAAAACCAGAUUUUGUGAAUGAAGACUUUGUAUAAUAACCACAUUCCCUGUAUGGCAGGGAAGUUUAUGAUGUAUUCAAAAUGUGAACAGUGCCACACGUUAGUACAGUAACUACUACUGUAAUUCACAAGUAACAGGGAUUUUGCACAAAAGCAAGUUAAAAACAAAGCUUUUUCCCCUAGGGGCCAGUUAACUUGUUUUAUUGUACACUUAGGACAAUUGUUUCAAUCCUAUAUACAUUAUCUCCAAAGUAAUAUUAAAAUACCUGAUUUAUUUUAAUGGCUUAUAAACACUUGCCUGAAGGAAUGUUUUUUGGCAAAAGUGACAGUUAUUGUAUGAAUCCAGGUGGCAUUAUAGUGCUUAAUGAGUUGAUCAUACAUUUGCGUUAAGGUUAAGCACCUGGUGAUAUUUGUAAAGUGGUCCUAAUUUAAAAAUAUUCAAUAAACCUACUAGUUGCUCA
Messenger RNA from Mauremys reevesii (Reeves's turtle), 3043 nucleotides. It is a transcript of the gene PDXDC1, whose product is annotated as pyridoxal dependent decarboxylase domain containing 1. Gene Ontology annotation, molecular function: carbon-carbon lyase activity; pyridoxal phosphate binding. Gene Ontology annotation, cellular component: intracellular membrane-bounded organelle. NCBI's taxonomy places the organism in Eukaryota, Metazoa, Chordata, Testudines, Geoemydidae. Bases 204 to 2585 code for a protein of 793 amino acids. Gene Ontology annotation, biological process: carboxylic acid metabolic process. The transcript is spliced from 23 exons. The record is from RefSeq and is a predicted model, not a curated record.